AAAAAAAUACAUGAGAGGAAGUGCCUCACCGUGACUUCCGGCGUGAUCGUCAUCGUCAUGGCAGCUCAUGCUAGUGAACUGGAGAUAGCAAAGAAGAAUUUAACAGACGCUAUAGGUGAUAACGUUAAACAUUACUGGGCCAAUUUAAAACUCUGGUUUAAGCAGAAAAUAAGCAAGGAAGAGUUUGACAUUGAAGCCCGUCGCCUCUUGGCUCAGGAUAACGUUCACGUUCACAAUGACUUCCUGUUGGCCAUUCUCACACGCUGUCAGAUUAUUGUGUCCACAUCAGAAGUGCCAGGCUCAUUACAGUGGCCGGGUGGAUCUGCAUCCAAACCAGGCAAACCUAAUAAAGGAAAGAAAAAGUUUGCCUCCGUUCGGCAAAAGUUUGAUCAUCGCUUUCAACCUCAAAACCCUCUGAGUGCAGCUCAGCAGUUUAGUCUCCGUGAGGCGGCUACUGAGGAAGAUGAAGUAAGACUGAGCGCACAGACACUGUUAUUGCCCACUAAAGGUCAGAUUGAAGCACGUAUGAUGGUGAGCGCCUUUGAGAUGGGUCUGGACAAUGUGACCGAAGACGCUGUCAGCUCCAUGCUCUGUGCUUUAGAGAUCCAUUUAAAAGAUAUUAUCACAGCUUUGGUUUCCCGAAGAAAAGCCUACCGUCUGCGUGACGGACACUUUCAGUAUGCUUUUGGAAGUGAUGUUACACCCCGACCUUACCUGAAGAACAGUUUGGCAGCUUACCACAGUGUCACUGAAUGCCCUCCGUCGAGCGCUUCGCUUCCUGUCGGUCCUCCUCCUCACGUGUCACCGGAUGAUGCAGAACAACAGGCCGCUCUUCUGCUGGCGUGUUCCAGUGACAUCAUCCCACCUCCUCUUCCUCCCAUCAGUGUUUAUGAUUUACUGGAAGCUCUACAGGUUCAUCGCAGGAUAAUGCCAUCUCAUACCAUAUACGCACUGAACAUGGAGAGGAUUCUGGCCAGACUUUGGCAUCCCAGUCACGAGGAGCUGGAACAGGAUCACAUCCACCGACAACAUCUUGCCACUAAAGAAGGCCUGCUGGUGAUCUGAAGGACAUCAUGUAGGGCAGUCAUCACAUAGGAUUAUAACAACAACAACAACAACACACAAACGGCUUGUUUUCUCUCUAUAUCAGUAAACAUUAUCAGGCUGUUACUAUGUUUAUGUCCUGGAUUUUACAUUAGAAUGGACAUGGGUCAGGUUUCCUAAAAUACUAAGAAUUUUGAUAUUUCUAAGUAAAUGAAUGUGCUGUAUGUUUUGUAAAUAUUUGUUUACUGGUCUCAGGUCUUGUUUAUUUUUAUGCAUGUUAAUAAAUGAAGCUUUAUGCUUGUGUAUAUUUGAUAUUUUUGUAUUUCACUAAAAUAAAGUUUCUGCUGUUUAAUGCUCCAUCAAGUAAAA
Messenger RNA from Paramisgurnus dabryanus, 1413 nucleotides. It is a transcript of the gene tada1, whose product is annotated as transcriptional adaptor 1. Gene Ontology annotation, molecular function: transcription coactivator activity. Lineage: Eukaryota; Metazoa; Chordata; Actinopteri; Cypriniformes; Cobitidae. Gene Ontology annotation, cellular component: SAGA complex. The record is from RefSeq and is a predicted model, not a curated record. Gene Ontology annotation, biological process: regulation of transcription by RNA polymerase II.